CUCCCGACGCCCUCCUCCAGUUGCAAAGCAUUGCCACAUACACAGAAAACAUUUCCCGGUCCAGAGUGGCAGAGAAUGGGCAGAUACCUCUCUUUUCUACUACUCCUCGGCGUCGCGCUUGCGCUCGCCGGCCCGGCCAAUGGCGACAUGGCGGCGGCGUUCGCCAGUACGGCGGCGGCGUACAGCAUCGACACGGCGGUGCGGCAGCGGAUGUCGCAGUCGUCCAUGAAGCUUGAGGAAGGCGUGGACCCUGAGCUCAGUAUCGACCUGGAGGUGCACCGCCGCGUCCUCGCCGGCAUCAGCCCCGGUGCCCUGAACCGCAACAGGCCCGCCUGCCCCGGCGCGUGCCCGGCGCCCGGAGGGUCGUACACCAACCGAGGAUGCCAGAAGAAGUACCAGUGCCGUGGCUGAACGGAGCAGCAGGGCUCUCUGGCCGACAACCUCCUGCGCACGCAUGCACGUUCGAUCGACGUAAAUUCUCAUUUUGUAUUUAUAUUUGAUUCCGCUAUCUUGGAAUAAUGUGGCAGUCUUGUUGGAACAAGUGUGAGGUGAUAUCGAUUGAUCUUGUUCACGAGAAA
Messenger RNA from Hordeum vulgare subsp. vulgare (domesticated barley), 578 nucleotides. RefSeq lists its product as uncharacterized. The record is from RefSeq and is a predicted model, not a curated record. The coding region runs from base 76 to 411 and encodes 111 amino acids. The transcript has a single exon. NCBI's taxonomy places the organism in Eukaryota, Viridiplantae, Streptophyta, Magnoliopsida, Poales, Poaceae.